Molecule: messenger RNA, 2281 nt
Organism: Sesamum indicum (sesame)
Lineage: Eukaryota; Viridiplantae; Streptophyta; Magnoliopsida; Lamiales; Pedaliaceae
Source: RefSeq, a predicted model, not a curated record
AAAGCCUUAAGCCCACAUAAAACCUUUUUUCAGUUUCGGUUUACUUCCCAACUCCAGAGUGCAAACAUCCUUUCAUUUUCUACUUCUCAGUCUCUGCUUAGACCCUUUUGACUCGGAUAGAUAUUUUUCUCCUUCUUAUCUCCACAGCGUCGCCGUAUUAGCAUCGUAGGAAUUCCACUUUGCGGCGCUACUAGUUGCAGUUGCACGGCCACAGCAUCCGAAGUUCAAUAUUGUUCACCCCGAUGUUUUUCAUUUACGUUAGAGGAAGGAACAGGCAUACAACCUAACAACUUUGAAGAAAGCAAAUAGAAUCGAUGUUCUCACUAUCAUAUAUUUCACCCCACAUAUUUUUAAAUCAAAGCCAACCACCUUACUUUGUUGAUGCUCAACCAUCCAGUUUGCCAAAAUACAUAAACCAUUUUGGGAAAACAAAAGGCAGCAACACUGCCAGCAACAGGCGAAGCGUACCCAUCUCCAAAGACUUGUCUUUCCUGACCCAUUCCACUCUAUCUGCAUCUCCUGCAAAUGUGGACGGUAGCAACAAUAUGCUUUCAUACGAUGCCAAUCCAACCAAUCAGCCUCUAGACUCCGGCACGAUAGGCCAUUGGCUCCAGUCUUGUUCUAAUGUUGAAGAGAUUAGAAAAGUUCAUGCUGUUGUUAUCAAGCGUAUGAAAGAACCAGUAGUUUUUGUUAAUAAUAACUUGAUCAGUGUGUACAUAAAAUUUGGAAAUUUGGUGGCAGCUCGACGGGUAUUUAAUAAUAUGUUGGAGAAAAAUGUUGUUUCCUGGACUGCGAUGCUUAACGGCUACCAGAAACAUGGUAUAGGAAAUGAAGCUUUGAGGUUGUUCCUUGAGUUUAUUGAUAGUGGGUUGCGUGGGAACUCACAGACAUAUGUUUCCCUGUUGAAAUUGUGUAGCAGGACAGUUGAUUAUGAUCUCGGAAGACAACUACAUGGUUAUAUAGUAAAGAGCCAAGUGAGUAAUUUCAUAUUGGAUUGUACUAUUUUGCACUUUUACGCUCGGUGCGGUGAUUUGGAUAGUGCUUUUGAAGUUUUUGACAGAAUGCAGAAUCGGGAUUUGAUUGCUUGGACAACCAUGAUUACAGCUUGUUCACAAAACAAACGAGGGCAGGAGGCUUUUGUCAUGUUAACACAAAUGUUAUCGGGUGGACUUGACCCAAAUGAGUUCACUGUUUGUAGUGUCUUGAAUGCUUGUGGCGAAGAGAAAGAAUUAAGAUACGGUAAACAGUUACAUUGUACUGUGGCUAAGAAGGCAUAUGAUCUGGAUGUUUAUGUAGAGACUUCAUGUGAUAUGUAUGCUAAAUGUGGGCAAAUUGAGGAUGCCAGGACGCUUUUUGACAAAAUGAAAAGGAGAAACGCAAUCACUUGGAAUACUAUUUUAGCAGGAUAUGCUCGCAAUGGGCUUGGAGAAGAGGCCACAAGACUCUUCCGCAUGAUGGAAAGAUUAAAGGUAUCUGUAAACAACUUAACCAUGGUUAGCCUCCUUAGAGCUUGUGGCUUACUCAGGGCCUUAUCAGCAGGUAAAGAAGUGCAUGCCCAAAUCUUCAGGAAUUUUGAACCAAACAAUAUUUUCAUUGGAAGUGCCCUUGUUUGGCUUUAUUGUAAAUGUGGGGAUUAUGCUUCUGCAUCGAAAGUUCUCCAGUAUCUGCCUGAUAAAGAUGUAGUUUCAUGGACCACAAUGAUUUCUGGUUGUGCUCGCCUCGGUCAUGAGUACGAGGCCCUUGAGUACUUGAAAGAAAUGUUGGGUGAAGGUGUGGAACCCAACCCUUUUACAUACUCAUCAGCACUCAAAGCAUGUGCAAAACUAGAAAAUAUUAAGCAAGGGAAACUUAUCCAUUCAUCCAUAAAUAAGAAACCAGCAUUAUCUAAUGUGUUUGUGGGCAGUGCUUUGCUUCAUAUGUAUUCCAAAUGCGGACAUCUUUCAGAGGCAAUUCAAGUCUUUGAUAGCAUGCCUGAAAGGAACUUGGUUUCCUGGAGGGCGAUGAUUGUAGCUUACGCCAAAAAUGGGCAUUGUAGUGAGGCGCUGAAGCUCAUGUAUCGAAUGCAAGCUGAGGGUAUUGAGGUGGAUGAUUACGUACUCUCAACUGUGCUUACAACCUGUGGAGAUUUUAAAUGGGAGGAGUCCUCAUCAGAGCAUUGUUUACAUUCUUAAGGUACAGAAUAGAAAGGAUUCUCUGUUUCUGGUUAAAAGCCAUCAUUGCUGUGGUUUAUGCGCAUUUACCAGCAACUAUAUCUUUAGUCAGUGGUGGCUGAAGAUUCGUC